Messenger RNA from Daphnia pulex (common water flea), 1678 nucleotides. Its product is annotated as alpha-(1,3)-fucosyltransferase C-like. Gene Ontology annotation, molecular function: alpha-(1->3)-fucosyltransferase activity. Gene Ontology annotation, cellular component: membrane. The transcript is spliced from 3 exons. The record is from RefSeq and is a predicted model, not a curated record. NCBI's taxonomy places the organism in Eukaryota, Metazoa, Arthropoda, Branchiopoda, Diplostraca, Daphniidae. The coding region runs from base 266 to 1489 and encodes 407 amino acids.
GUCGAUGCCGAAUUUCAUUAGUCUUGAAUUUGUUGUGGCUAUAUGCUACCGUUCAACCAUCGUUGUCGUAAACCUCAAGGAUGUCGUAACUUCAUACUCCAUUAGUUGCCUAUAGAACGUGUCGCAAACUUGCCAUAUAUCGUUCAUUCAACUAUAACACAGACAAAUUUUAUACCCAGUUCUUCUUUCCUAUUUUCGAGCACCUGAUGGACCAUCAUAGCGGCUGGUCGAUUUCAUUGUGUUCACCUCAUCAGCAUGAAACGAAAUGAGAAAACGAGUGUCUGCAGCGAGUUACUACCUAAUGCUCACAUCAUUUGUAUUCGUGGUAUGCUUUCUCGCCUUUAUCAACUACCAACAUCUUGGUGUCACUCAUUCGAGUAUCUUGCCAAUGUUUUCCAAUAGUCCAGCUUCACAGCAACAGGUGUCGCAUGCCAAUGAUGCUGAAAAUGCCAAUAAUAACACAUUUAAGAAAAAUAAGAAGACCAAUAAGAUUGAUUUGAGUAACCAAUCGUCCUCGGAUGCGUUAAAAAUCAUUUUGCUGUGGAGUACGUGGAGUUCGACAAUGGCCGACGAGCCACUAGUCAAGGCCCGUUGCCCAGUCACGUCAUGUAUUUUUACAGCCGACAUGUCGCUCAUCCACCAGAGCGACGUUGUCGUCCUCUACGUCGACACUCUGACGGACUUCCCGUUAAAUCGCCGACCGGAUCAGCGAUUCGUUUUUGCCCAACUCGAGUCGCCAGACAACACCAAAAUGGCGACGAUCAAUGACCCCCGUCUUCGUUACGAUUAUUUCAAUUGGACCAUGACCUAUCGACGAGACUCUGACAUUUUCCUACGCGACUAUUACGGAUCCGUAAUCAAGACAAAUCAUUACAGCAAAUUGAACAGCAAGAGUUCCAACAUCAGCCAGGAGAUGACAGCUUUAAUCAGAGGCAAGUCGAAAUUGGUGGCCUGGUUUGUGGCCCAUUGCUCCACCCCCAUCCGGCGUGAAGAGUACGUCCGCCAGUUGAGUGAUUUCGUAAAAGUCGACAUCUACGGACGCUGCGGAAAAGAUUGUCCGUCCAACUGUGACGACUUGUUGCGCACCGAUUACAAGUUCUACUUGGCGUUCGAGAAUUCCUGGUGCCCAGAUUACGUCACCGAAAAAUUCAUCCGGCCUUUGGUCUACGACUCGGUGCCGAUCGUUUUGGGUGGGGCCGACUACAGUCAUUUCGCCCCGCCGCAUUCCUACAUCAACGCCAGGGAUUUUGAUUCGCCAAAAGAAUUGGCCGAUUAUUUGAUUCGGUUGGACAAAUCGGACGAUCUUUACGCCCGAUACUUUGAAUGGAAAAGAGACCACGACAUCACUCUGCUCGACCUGUCCGGAUGGUGCGACUUGUGCCGAAUGGCUCACGAUAAUACCCUACCGGCCAAAACCUACCGCGACAUCAAACAGUGGUGGAUGCUGGAUGAAGGAGAAUGCGAAACCGAUUCAACCAAAUAUUUUUAGUUAUUUUAGUAAAUUAUUAUUCAUUGGGGACUUACAAAACUUUUACAACUAUUUCCCUAUCACAUGAAGUUAAUGUGUAAAGUAAAUGAAUGUAUUGGUGCCCUUGUUUUUAUAAUUGAAAUGUGAGGUCCGUUCUAUUAUUUCCACGCCCGAGAAGUCCAUGUCGAAUGAAAGGAAAUUUGGAGAAGA